This is a messenger RNA of Acanthamoeba castellanii str. Neff, 492 nucleotides long. Its product is annotated as Ras subfamily protein. Gene Ontology annotation, molecular function: GTPase activity; GTP binding. Bases 1 to 492 code for a protein of 163 amino acids. The record is from RefSeq and is a predicted model, not a curated record. Gene Ontology annotation, cellular component: Golgi apparatus; endosome. NCBI's taxonomy places the organism in Eukaryota, Discosea, Longamoebia, Acanthamoebidae. The transcript is spliced from 5 exons.
AUGCUGGGCAACAAGGAGGUCAAGCUCACCGUGACCGACACCGCCGGCCAGGAGCGGUUCAGGACUCUCACUUCCUCGUACUACCGUAACGCUGAUGCGAUCCUCGUUGUUUUCGAUAUCACCAACGAAGAUUCCUACACGGAUGUGCCCGCCUGGGUGGAGGAGGGCCAGCGCUACGCCGUUGAUUCGAUCAUGUUCCUCGUUGGCAACAAGGCCGACGUGUCCGAAGAGCGUGUCACGGAAGCCGCCAAGGCCGAGGAGUACGCCAAGGAUGAAGAGAUCGCGUUCUACAUGGAGACGUCGGCCAAGACCGGCAACAACGUGGACGCUCUCUUCCUGGCCGUCGCCAAGAAGCUUGAGGGAAGCUUCAACCCUGACGAGGAGGAGGCCGACAACGGCAAGAAGGGCAAGAAGGGCAAGAAGGACGAUGGCAAGGUUGACAUCAAGUCGACGGACAAGAAGAAGUCGGGCGGCAAGAAGUGCACCAUCUAA